This is a messenger RNA of Eurytemora carolleeae, 588 nucleotides long. RefSeq lists its product as uncharacterized. The transcript has 3 exons. The coding region runs from base 9 to 374 and encodes 121 amino acids. The record is from RefSeq and is a predicted model, not a curated record. Lineage: Eukaryota; Metazoa; Arthropoda; Copepoda; Calanoida; Temoridae.
UUGUUAAUAUGGCCAGAAAAGGAUCUAUUUCAUCCCUUUUCUCCACACAACCUGGAUCCUUCCUAGAAUUCGCAGACUCUACCCCAAACUCGAACUUGAACCCAACUUCAAAUUCAAACGCAAGCUUGAAAGAAAAGACUGAGUAUAAGAGAUUAAGAUCUGAGUUUGGUCGUCUACUCAGUUUAUCCCGAAGUAUUGAACUACUGCGGGUAGAUACUGCUACGCUAGUUGCAAGGAGUUUGUGUAUAGUUUCUAGUGAGAACCUGGCUAGGGCGGAUGGAAGAAUUUACUCCGUCCCUAAAAACCAUCCUGGAACCUGUCUACCCUACGACCAGGUUCUGGAGCUCAUCCAACGGACUGGGAAUGAACCGUGAACUAUAAGCUCCCAAAGAGUCUGUAGAUUUCAGUAAAAUAGUUUUGUUCAGCAAAAAUAUUUUUGUAAAAUUAUGUCAAUAUUUUUUCGAAAACUCAAAAUUAAUUUUCAAGUGUUUUUUGGAGUCCAAAUUUUAUUAUUAAAUUGUGAUUUUUAAUAAAACGUUUUCAUGCUUAUUUAUGUAACUUAUUUAAAAUAAAAGCAUAUAUAAUCAA